AAUCUUUUCCCAACAAAACUGUAUCAGAUGGAGUCUUACUGAAAAGAGAAACUGUAUGGAAGAGAGUCAUACUUCGGGGCAAUAAGGAGUUGAGUAGAGAUAAAAGGUUUAGACCAAAAAAGAAAAAUGAUGUGUAUGUUGGGAGUUCAUCUCAGAACAUCUUGUGAGCUUAAAGUAGGUUUCAACCUAACUUGAUUCCUCUGAAGAGACGAAGAAGGAAUACGUCAGAAUUAUGCCAUAUAUUGGGUUUCAAAACAUAAACUAGAGUCAAACGUAGGAGUAGGCAUAGGAUAUUAGCAUCAGGCUGUAUGCUUUGUUUCUGCAGUGGGCCAAUUCGUUAGCAUCUAGGUUGCAUUAGUAGUUAUGUGCGAAAUGAACGUUCUAUGAAAAUGCACCUAACCACUGUGGCUUCCAUCCAAUAAGUACACUGGAUUAUUUAUGACAACUACAGUAAUAUCAGACUCGGGACAAUUGGGAUUGUGAGGGAAACUUCAUGCUUAUGUUCGCCUAUGAAGCAUGAACACCAGAUCUAGGGCAGUGUAGUUGGACAAGGUUCAUGCAUCGGACACACUCUGAACAUGUAUUCUUAUCUUUCUCUAUUUUGUGGACAACAAUUGGACACUUAUUACGCCAAGUUAAACUUUUAGAAGAAAAUUAGGGGCUUAAAGCAAGAAAAGAAAACUUUGAUGAAACAACCCUGAGAUCCUAAAAUCUCUAUUUGAAGACCGAUUCGAAGGCGAAGAGGAGAAUCUGGCCCAUAAGGAAAAGAAGUAGAGAACCUGUAUCACUCAUUUGAUCUCAGUUCCAUUCACUGCUUGCUUCUUCAGUUCUUUGUUCUUCUGUUUUUCCGGUUCUCUUUUCUUCAUCACUUCUCUGAUGUCUGCUUGAUUAGCCUUUCCUCCUUCCCAUGGCUUGCUGCCAGCUGCUAUGCUGCUAUUUUAUUUAUUGUAAAUGUGCAUGCUACCUUUUUGCUGUGUGAAUGAUUUAUAUUAUGUGAUAUAUUGCAGAAACAUGUCGAUUCUGAAGAUCCAAUCGAAAAUAUGCGAUUAAUGAUAUUCCAGAAUCAGCCUUUUCUUUUUCUAUGUCUUGCUGCUGGCUCUCUCCUAUGUUAUGUCUUAUUAGUUAUUUAUUUUACACGAGUGCUAUGCUUUGCUAUGUGAAUAGUUGAUAUAAUUAUUAACGAUAUCACAUAAACACGCUGAUGCCUUAAAGUCCAUUUGAAUAAUGGAGGGGGAAGAUUUAUUAGGGGGAGUGCAAUUUCCUUUAUGUUUAGGCUAUAGUGCUAUACAAAUUCUUACAUGAUAUCAUCCACUGCUUGUUUCUCCCCUUCAUUUCAAAAUUUGUGUCUGCAUGUCCAUGUCCGACAAACCUUGUGUCCGCACUCCGCACAACUGCUACUUAGGUAUUCACUUGUUGUGGCAAAUGGAUCACCCUUCUGCUUGUUUGUGGCUCUUUUGCGCUCGUCUACAAUUUUUUUUGCUUUUAUAAACCAUAGAAAAGAAAGAGAGAAGAUUUUGUAGGGGAGAAGGAGCGGAGAGGGAAGGAGGCCAGGCAUUCUGCAUUUGCUGGCGAAGAAAAGCUUUUAUUGGUUGUGGUCUAGAACCCAUUGCAGAGUAACUUAUAGGGCAUUCACUGUUGUAUCUUACCUGGUGGUUUAAAAUGACAAUGAGUUUGGAAGAGCCAUCAAAGAAAGCUUCACGUCCUCAACUGGUUGUGUUGAACAGGGCGUUCAAAUUGGCUGAGCAAUGGGUGAACAGUAUGGGCGACUCUUCAGAUGAUGUUAAACCAAAUGAAGUUAUUCUAGAGAGUCGACCGCCUAGGCUUGGAAUUGGUGCUGCAGUUCCACGUCAAUCACAAACUGUACUCUCAAAUGACCCCGCUGAAAGAAGAUUACGUGCUAAAUUGGAUGCUGAGAAAAGAAGAAAAUUGAAGAGCUCUGAAGCAUCAACAGUUUCCGCCAAUGAUGGGAAAGUUGAUGAAGAAAGCGACGAGGAGGAAUCAGAAAGCAAAACAAAAGCGUUUACGAAGAAGAGGCCUGCUGCAGCUUUGCCCUUGUCCUUGCAAGCAAAAAAGAAGAAAUGACUUUGCGUCAUCUAGCAAUGAAUACUUAUAUGUGCUAGAGCUCUCCUUUUGUAUAAUAUUCUUCGCCUUCAUAUUCUUAUGGCCAUUUUGCAAGGUGCAGUUCGUUUGAGGUUUCAGUAUAUUUCAGAGAAAUGUUCGAGUUCUGAGUAUGUGAAUUAGAGUUUCAGUUCUCUUU
Lycium ferocissimum is the source of this 2257-nucleotide messenger RNA. RefSeq lists its product as uncharacterized. Lineage: Eukaryota; Viridiplantae; Streptophyta; Magnoliopsida; Solanales; Solanaceae. The coding region runs from base 1660 to 2082 and encodes 140 amino acids. The record is from RefSeq and is a predicted model, not a curated record. The transcript has 5 exons.